AUGUUUCAGCCGCUCGCCGAGGCGCUGAUGGCGUUGCCCCCCGAGCUGCUGCUGUGGACGCUGCUCGGCGCCCUCCUCCCCGUCGUCAUAAUGACGAUCGGAACGCUGCUCGACCGCUGGCGGCUGCGCCGCAAGCCGCAGCAGACGCAGGCCGAGGCGACGGAGGGCGACGCCACCGGCAGCGGGCGGGAGGCGCAGGGAGACGGCUGCUGCACCCGCCGCCAGGCACCCGCGAACGGAGGCGCAGGGAAGAAGAUCCUCAUCGCGUACGCCACGCAGUCGAACACGGCGUGCAAGCUGGCGCACAAGCUCUUCUCCACGCUGAACGCCGCCCUGCAUGAGGCGGCCGGCGAGGUGGCGCAGCGGGGCUCCGCGUGCUGCGGCGCGGCGAGCUACGUCCCGGAGGUGCGGGUGCUGCGGCUCGCCGAGGAGGCGCGGCAGUGCAGUGUGGAGCACCUGCUGGAGAGCCACGCCUACAGCUUCGUGGUGCUCAUUGCGAGCACCUACACAAACGGCACCGCGCCGGCGUCGUCGCAGAUGUUUGCCGAUCUCCUGCAGGACGCCUACACCGACUUCCGGGUGCCGCGUGACACACUCGCCAGGACGCGGUUUGCCGUCUUUGGCCUCGGCGACGUUGCGUACGGCGCGAACCACUUCAACCGCUUCGCAAAGAACCUCUACACGUGGUGCAAGGGACUCGGGGCGACGUUUGUGACGCCGCCGGUGUACGCAAGCGAGGCCAACACGGUCCCCCUCUUCAACGUCUUCACGGCCUCUGUGGUGAAGUGGGUCGGCCGCGUCGUCUUCACCGCGGACGGGGUUGUGGUGGUGCGAAAGCCGCGGCGGGCGGAGACGACGCGGCCGCCGGCGGUUGCCAAUGCGGCGCCCGACAGCGAGGACGACGACGACGACGACGACGCGGCGGCGGCGGAGGGGGAAAGUGAGGCCUGCGGGGACGACGUGGAGGAUGCCGUGACGGACGACGACGACGACGGGGCAGCGGCGGCGGCGGCGGCGGCGGGGGACCCGCCGGAGCUGCUGCACCCGCGGCUGCGGCAAAACCUGCAGCGGCAGGGCUACCACCUCGUCGGCUCCCACAGCGGGGUGAAGCUGUGCCGCUGGACGAAGGCGAUGCUGCGUGGCCGGGGCGGGUGCUACAAACACACCUUCUACAACAUCGCCUCGCACCAGUGCAUGGAGAUGACGCCGAGCCUGGCGUGCGCCAACAAGUGCGUGUUCUGCUGGCGGCACCACACCAACCCCGUCUCCCGCACCUUUCGCUGGAAGGUGGACCCGCCGCAGCAACUCGUGGCCGGGGGGAUUGCGGGCCACCAGCAGAUGAUGAAGCAGAUGCGGGGGGUGCCCGGCGUCACCGCCGCGCGGCUGGAGGAGGGGAUGCAGGUGCGCCACUGCGCCCUCUCCCUCGUCGGGGAGCCGAUCAUGUACCCGGAGAUCAACGCCUUUGUGGACCUCCUGCACGAGCGCGGCAUCUCCUCCUUCAUGGUGACCAACGCGCAGUUCCCGGAGCAGCUGCGGCUGCUGAAGCCGGUGACGCAGCUUUACCUCUCCAUUGACGCCCCCACGCCGGAGGAGCUGAAGCGCGUCGACCGCCCACUGUUUGAGGACUACUGGGAGCGCUGCCUGGCCUGCGUGCGGGAGCUGCGUCGCAAGCCGCAGCGCACCGUGUUUCGCCUCACGCUGGUAAAUCAGUACAACACGGAGAACGUUGCCGCCUACGCCGACCUCGUGCGACUCGGGUGGCCGGACUUUAUCGAGGUGAAGGGCGUCACGUACUGCGGCACAAGCUCCACCUCGACGCUCACGAUGAAGGAGAACGUGCCGCGCCACGAGGAGGUGGUGCGCUUCUGCGCGGACCUCUGCGCGGCGCUGGCUGCCGACACCGCCCCAAAAGACAAGCGGACGUGGCUGGCGCAGGCGCCCGCCGAGGCCGAGCUUCAUGGUAGCGCGAGCCAGAGGUCGGAUAACGAGACGGGGAACAAUGUCAGCAACGGCAAUCCAGCGCAGGAAGGAGUAGCAGCGGCGUCUAGCGGCCCAUACAGCAUUGCAUGCGAACACGAGCACAGCUGCUGCGUCCUCAUUGCCCUGCGCCGCUUUCUUGUGCAAGGGGUUUGGCACACGUGGAUCGACUACGACAAGUUUACCGCGCUGGCCGGGAGUGGGCGCACGGACUUUACAGCGGCGGAGUACGCGGCACCGACCCCGUCGUGGGCGGUGUUCCGCUCGGAUGAAAAGGGCUUUGACCCCACGCAGGUUCGCGUGCACCGCAAGAGCGGCAAGCCAGCGGUGGUGACCUCUGGCUGCUAG
Molecule: messenger RNA, 2325 nt
Organism: Trypanosoma conorhini
Lineage: Eukaryota; Euglenozoa; Kinetoplastea; Trypanosomatida; Trypanosomatidae
Exons: 1
Coding region: 1-2325 (774 amino acids)
Biological process (GO): wybutosine biosynthetic process
Molecular function (GO): 4 iron, 4 sulfur cluster binding; catalytic activity; FMN binding
Source: RefSeq, a predicted model, not a curated record